Messenger RNA from Entelurus aequoreus (snake pipefish), 6755 nucleotides. Its product is annotated as serine/arginine repetitive matrix protein 4-like. The record is from RefSeq and is a predicted model, not a curated record. Gene Ontology annotation, molecular function: mRNA binding. The transcript has 13 exons. The coding region runs from base 173 to 1906 and encodes 577 amino acids. Lineage: Eukaryota; Metazoa; Chordata; Actinopteri; Syngnathiformes; Syngnathidae. Gene Ontology annotation, biological process: mRNA processing; neuron maturation; regulation of RNA splicing. Gene Ontology annotation, cellular component: nucleus.
CCCGCCAGGACCCCCUUUUUUUCUACCGCCACCCUCAUCCGGGAGAACAAUACCUCCACUUGGGAGAGGGUGGGCUUUUUGUCCCACUGACCCACAGUCUGGCUUCAGUACUUGGUCAGCUCCUCGGUCACGUUCCCAUGCCCGUUUGGACGCUCUCCCCGGGAUCCCCGCCAUGAUGCAAACGGAGACUUCGGUCCAGCUCGGCGCCUCGCUGACCCUGGAGACGGCGGAGAGCGCCGCCACCCUGCAUCAGAAGCAGCUCUUUGAGAAGUUCUGGAAGGGGACCUUCAAGGCGGUGGCCAUGCCCAGGCCGGAGAGCGUCAUCGUGGCCAGCAUCAUCGCCUGCACCAGGCUGACCCGUCUGCAGGCGCCUCCGCCGCCGGCCGACGCCAACACCAGAAAGGAGGUGACUUCAGGUUCCGGUGUGCCCCCUGCUGGCAGGGACAGUUGCAUCGCGAGGAAAAGGCGACACCACCGCCAUCGCCGGGCGAGGAGCGCCUCCUUUGACGAUGAGCUGUCACUGCGGCCGAAAGCCAAGAAGAAGAAGAGAAAGUCGGACAAGAGCAGGCGACGACGGAGAAGGUCACCUUCCUGCAGCCUCUCGCCGCUGAGGAAGAAGAAAAAGAAAAAGAAGAACGCCAAGAAAAGCAAGCGGCAUCGGUAUAGCUCAAAAAAGUCCAAGCACAGCUCCAGCAGCUUGAAGCAGAAGAGGAAGGAGGAGCGCAGGCACAAGAAAAGCUCGAGGACUCGCUCGCGUCGAAAGCGCCGCCGCCAGAGGUCAGCCUCGGAAAGUUCUUGCUGUCAAUCAUCUGCAGAGGACAGACACUUUGUGGAAAAAAGUGAGUCCCGUCAGACGCCGGGACGCAUGGCGCUCGCCCAUGAUGGGACCAAUGGCGUGCUGGUGCACAAAUCAGUAAAAACAGCGGCAAAAUAUCCAUCGGUCCUCUCCACCGGCGGCAGUUUGUCGUCAAAGCUUUUAGAGGGGACGACAUCCCGUCACGGCGGCGGUGCGCACGAUUAUGACUCGGGCAACGACACCUCGUCGCCGCCUUCCUGCAAAACUGCCGCCGACGGCAAGAGCGCGGAGCGUCGGCGUGCCGCCUCGCCCGGGAAGAUGCAGUUCGCUGACAAGGACGACGUCUCCGACUCAGGGAACUCUGUGACGAGCUACGCCUCGCUGUGCAAAACCUGCAGGGACGACAGCUUGAGAGAACACGUCAUGUUGGGAUGUCGGGUUGACGUCAUGAGAUCUUCUGAGACUUCCGGCUGCUCCCAUGAGGCGAGCGAGUCUUCCGGAAGGUCACGGAGCCGAGGGAGGAAGAAGAAGAAGAAGAAGAGGAGUAGAAGGAAAAGGUGCAGAUCAUCCGGCAGCUCCAGAUACUCGGGACGCCACUCUCGAAGCUUGUCGUCUGUUAGGUCCUACUCGCGUUUGCCGAGUUAUUCUCCGGCUCGGAGGCGGCGAGGCAGCGUGAGCAGCAGCAGCUCCAGGGGAAGCUACUCCAGAUACAGCCACGACAGGUCGCGAUCGAGGCGGCGGACGUCCAGUUCCAGAGAGACGGACGUCACGCACAAGUCCAGCAGGAAGCGACGGAGACGCGAAUUCUACUCUCCGAUGAGGAAGAGGAGGAAGGACUCGCCGAGCCAUCUGGAGGCGCGUCGAAUCACGAGUGCCAGGAAGAGGCCCGUCCCUUACUUCCGCCGCAGUCCCUCCACCUGCAGCAGCACCACGUCCUGGAGCAGCCUCUUCUCGCGCGGUCGCAGGUUCGUCCGCAGCCUGGAGCGCAGCAGGAGCCGCGGUCGCAGCUCCUCCACUUCCUGCUGCUCCUACAGGAGCUUCAGUCGCAGCUCCUCCUGGAACUCCGUCUUUGGGACCCAGCGCCGAGGUAUCAGAAGGAGCAGACAUUAGGACGGGAAGGGGAAGGCUUGGACGCGAGGGUCCCGGGCAGGGGGUGAGACCCUUUUGUUGUUGGCCCCAGACUGUCCUUCACAUCACGUGACCAUAUUUGGUCAUAUGUUGUACCUCAACACUCCAUUGGAAAGCUCAUGGGGUGACGGUCUUCAGUCUUUCAGGGAUUGUAGAAGAAUCUAUUUGUUUUGAAUCCAUUGCGGGUCCCGUUUAUGUCGACCGACUUGCAUAGACUCGAACCAAAGGUCAAAUCCUCUUCAAAAUAUUCCGAUUUUUUUAUUGUUUAAAUUCCAUGGAUUACUGUUGGUUCAAGCAAGAAAAGAACAGUCACAAUCGCCAUGAGAUGACAAGACUCCUACUGGUUUUGAUCUCCACUUGACUAGACGAAGUCCAAAGUGUGGUAUAUGCUACACUAUGUUGCCAAAAGUAUCUGGCCACCCAUCCAAAUGAUGAGAAUCAGGUGUCCUAUUCACUAUAAAAUCAAGCACUUAGGCAUGGAGACUGUUUCUACAAACAUUUGUGAAAGGAGCUCUCAGGUGUGGAACUGUCAUAGGAUGCCACCUGUGCAACAAAUCCAGUCGGGAAAUCUCCUCGCUCCUAAAUAUUCCAAAGUCAACUGUCGACUUUAUUAUAAGAAAAUGGAAGAGUUUGGGAACAACAGCAACUCAGCCACCAAGUGGUUGGCCGCAUAAACUGACAGAGAGGGGGCAGUGGAUGAAUUAUGGUGUGGGGUUAUUUUUCAAGAGUUGGGCUUGGAACCCUUAGUUCCAGUGAAAGGAACUUUGAAUGCGCCAGGAUUCCACAACAUGUUGGACAAUUCCAUGCUCCCAACCUUGUGGGAACAGUUUGGAGCGGGGCCGCUUCCUCUUCCAACGUGACUGUGCACCAGUGCACAAAGCAAGGUCCAUAAAGACAUGGACGGCAGAGUCUGGAGUGGAUGAACUUGACUGGCCUGCACAGAGUCCUGACCUGAACCCGAUAGAACACCUUUGGGAUGAAUUAGAACGGAGACUUGAGAGCCAGGCCUUCUCCACCAACAUCAGCGUGUGACCUCACCAAUGCGCUUUUGGAAGAAUGGUGGGAAAUUCCUUGUGAGGAGGCGUGGCCGGCGGACCUGCAGCGAGGCGGGGCACGACGGGGACCGCCUCCGGGACGAGCGUCAGGUGCGUAUAGGGUUGGGUAUCGUUUGAAUUCGAACGAUUCCGAUUCUUUUAAGAGGCAGGGUCAAAAAAAAGAUUAGGAUAUUUUAAAUGAGCGAGCUAACCUACAGUCUUUCUGAAUUAAAUAGUCUGACAUUCUCCAUCAAUUUUAAUUCUAUUAACUUUUUAUGAACUUUACUAUAAAUUUUUUCAACUAGAAUAUAAAUAUCAAAUCUAUGAACUUGAAUAUAAAUAUAUUAAAUUAUGAAUACAUUUUCCCACAUCGCGGAGCCUGGCUAGCAGGUUGUAAAUUGCCUAUGAAAAAAUAUGCGGGCUAAUUUGUUAGCUGCCUCAACGUUGGCGCAAAACACAUUAUUUAUUGCAUAUAUAUUGUUUUACUUACCGGAUUCGGACUGCAGUGCAGUCACCGAGGUGCCAGGCUGGGCGUCGGAGGAAGAGGCGUCGGAGGACGGUCGGCGCAGCGCGUCGAAGACGGGACACGCAUUUAUAUGUACUCCAUGAACUCGGAGGUGCUUCAUCAUGUUCGACGUGUACCCUCCUAAGCACGAAACAGUCCUGUCGCACGUGUUACAUUUCGCCGAUAUUUCAUUUUUUUUAGUAAAGUAAAGCCACACUUUCGACCGCCGACGCCCGCUAUCCAUGCUUGACUACAUAGGCUCGGCUAUGCUAACACUUCCGGCGGUGGGCGCUUCUUCGUUGGUGUUCAGCGUCUUCUUCUUCCGGUCGGCGGACUUAUUCUUUUUUUCCGGUCGGCGGACUGGGUAUCGCAACGAGGAAUCGAAAUUUAAACUUUUCAACGAUUCCGGGAGAAUCGGAAAGUUAGUCCCGGUUCCAAUCGAUACUCGAUACUCGGUACCCAACCCUAGGUGCGUAGACGGCCCACCUGGGCGCGGUUGUGCAAUCACCUCUCGCUGCGUAAAAGGGCAGCGGCCGAGAGGAGAGGGGCAGGAGGAGUUGGAGAGCCGCUGGUGAAUGACGAGCGCAAGCGCGAGGAAGAGCGAGAGGCAGACGAAGCCGGGGACGGCUGAAAAGCGACCGGAAGAGCGAGCAGUUGGAAGAGGAAGGAGCUGAAAAGCGACCCGACCCGCACUGAGGUUUAUUGAAAAAUAAAACAAAGUGACAAAACUGCUCCAGUCAUGUCUCUCCUUGGUGGUCCAUGGAACCCCGAGGGAAGAGGUACGCCACAUUGUGGACAGCCUUCCCAGAAGAGUGGAAGCUGUAAUAGCUGCAAAAGGUGGACCGACAUCAUAUUGAACUCUAUGGGUUAGGAAUGGGAUGGCACUUCAAGUUCAUAUGUGAGUCAAGGCAGGUGGCCAAAUACUUUUGGUGAUAUGGUGUAUGAGGACACGUCUAAGAUAAGGUAAGAGGGCAUUGCAUAAUUGGUUUUGUCUGGUGCCGCGGCGAGAGAGCGAGAAGGAGGGGAAAAAACGUUUACCGCGGGAAAAUGUAGGCGUGGACGGCAAGCAGAGUGUCUUUCAGCGCAAAUGUCAAAUGAAUCUGUCCUCUCAACACGCCGCAAAAUGUCAAGAGUCGCGUCUCCGUUGGCAACAGAGCGCCAACGACGUGAUUAAGCCCACAGGUGAUUUUUUAAAGACGAUGCUAUUGAAUGUUUCAGUUUUGCGUGGAGAUAACACAUCGAAUUAUUCCCACGCCUGGAGAAUGUUUUAUGACCAACCGUCAAGACUUAUUUCUUAACUUAUUCCUAUUUAUUAGUCCUGCGUUCUAUGCAACGUGUCUUUUGCUUUGGUUUGUGCUGCGUUUUGAAACCGUUCAUCAGUUUCUGUAUGAGAAAUACAUAAAUCAUCGCCUUGCUUGACCUUUUGCUUUGAGUCCUAAAAAAGAGAAGAAGAAAAAAAAAAGGUGAGCAGUUUGACAUUUGCUUUGUUUGCUUCCUCGCCGAGAGUGAGACGAAUGCACAGCCAACGUAGCUUAGCAUGUCGCAAAUUAGCAAAACCAAAUGGGUGGAAAGGCUAUGAUAGCAGCCGAUCUAUUAUCUUGUGAUUUUAUUCUUUUUUAAAUAUUUUCUACUGGUUCUUAGUUGACUUAAAUUGAAUUAACUUUUUUUUAAAGAUUUACAUUAAACCCAACCAGCUAUGUGCUAAGCUAACUGAGCUAACGAUGCAUGGUAAAUGGCCUCCAUCUUUUUAGGAUGUGGUAUUUUUUCAUUCUUAAAAAGGUUUACUGGUUAUUAGUUGACUUUAUGGACUUUUACUGAGAACAUGUAGGAUUUUUUAUUUGUAUUAAUAUGUUUUACAUCAAUCCCAACCAGCUGUUACCGCUCCGUGCUAAGCUAACCCGACUAAUAAUGGAUGCUAUUGCUUUUCAGGAUGUGUCAAAAUUCUGUUUGUAUUCAUCCUUAAACAGUUUUAGUUGAAUUUAGUGACUUUUACUGGGGUUUGUUAUUUAUUUUGUGUUAAUCCCAACCAUCUGUUACCGGUCUGUGCUAUGCUAACCGAGCUAAUGAUUGAUGGUAAACGUCCAUCUUUUCAGGAUGUAGCAAAAUUGUGUUUUUAUUCAUUCUUAAACAGUUUUAGUUUAAUUUUGCGACUUUAACUGGGAUUUGGGUUUUUAUUAUGUUGUGUUAAUCCCAACCAUUUUUUACCGGUUUGUGCUAUGCUAACCGAGCUAAUGAUUGAUGAUAAACGUGCAUCUUUUCAGGAUGUGUCAAAAUUGUGAUUUUAUUCAUUCUUAAACAGUUUUACUUUAAUUUUGCGAUUUAUUGGGAUUAGUUUUUUUAAUUUUGUGUUAAUCCCAACCAUCUUUUACCGGUCUGUGCUAUGCUAACCAAGCUAAUGAUUGAUGGUAAACGUCCGUCUUUUCAGGAUCUGUCCAAAAUUGUGUUUUUAUUCAUUCUUAAGCAUUUCUUCUGGUUCUUAGUUGAAUUUAGUGACAUUUACUGGGAUUUAUGUUUUUAUUUUGCAUUAAUCCCAACUGUCUGUGCUAUGCUAACCAAGCUAAUGAUGUAUUGUGUCUAAAAUGUCAAACUAUUCAUCUUCGCUGGACUUUCUGUGCAUUUCAACAUUUGUUUUCUCCUUUUAAUCCACGUGUUGCCCCGAAUGCCACGUCAAUGAAGGAAAUGUGUGGUAAACUGAUUAUAAUUAUAACCUGGCGGUGUAUAGACGAGCGACAUGUUCAUGUGAUGAGAUUGUUUAGGGGAAAAGUCAGGCUUUUUAAUUGAAAAGUACAGGACUGUUGUCACAUGCAGGUUCACCAAAGUGUAAAUAUGCACAUCUGCUUUGUGUAAAUAUAAAAAAAAAAAUAUCUGAUUGUGGAACUUUUAUGUUUUGGAGCAAUGUCAAUGCACUCUAAAUGUCUUUGUGUAUUUCCAAGGAGUGUGAGGGUCACACGAGAAAAAAUAAAUAAAUCACUUUUUUUAUUUUUUUUACUUUUUAAGCAUAACAUAUGAAAAGUGCUCAUAAAACCCACAUUCUGAUUUAUUUUUCUGAACACUACAACUUUAUUCCUGGCAUCUUCCCCUCACAAUUGAUGUCGUUUAGAGUUUUGCCUGGAUUGCAACUUUUUUUUGCUCUGUUUUGCUUUUUUAUUUUGACAAGGUUUUGGUUAAGUUUUUUUUUUUUUUUUUCCAACAAAACAACAAUAUCACUUUAGUCAAGUCAUUUGUAUUCAUUUUUUUUUGUUGACAUCUUUAUUCUUAGUGCAUCAAAACUUUCUGUAUUAAAACUACAACA